AUGAGCUCUAGCUCCCAGAUCCGCCAAAACUUCUCCUCUGAGGCCGAGGCCGCCAUCAACCACCUGGCCAACCUGUACCUGCAGGCCUCCUACUCCUACCUGUCCCUGGGUUUCUAUUUCGAUCGGGACGAUGUCGCCCUGCCUAGGGUGUCGCGUUUUUUCCGUGAGCUGGCGAAGGACAAACGUGAGGGUGCCGAGCGCCUUAUGAGGCUCCAGAACCAGCGUGGGGGCCGUGUCCUCCUCCAGGCUGUGCAGAAACCUGCCCAAGAUGAAUGGGGCCGCAGCUUGGAUGCCAUGCAGGCUGCCCUGAACCUGGAAAAGGACCUGAACCAGGCCCUCCUGAAGCUGCACGCCCUGGGCUCGAGCCAAGGUGAUCCACAGCUCUGUGACUUCCUGGAGAGCCACUACCUGGGUGAGGAAGUGAAGCUUCUGAAGCGCUUGGGCAACCACCUGACCACCCUGCGCCAUGUUCAGGUGGACCCCCAGUCCGGGCUGGGGGAGUACCUGUUUGAGAGGCUGAGCCUGAAGCAUGACUAG
Messenger RNA from Trichosurus vulpecula (common brushtail), 537 nucleotides. RefSeq names its product ferritin light chain-like. NCBI's taxonomy places the organism in Eukaryota, Metazoa, Chordata, Mammalia, Diprotodontia, Phalangeridae. The record is from RefSeq and is a predicted model, not a curated record. The transcript has a single exon. Bases 1 to 537 code for a protein of 178 amino acids. Gene Ontology annotation, cellular component: cytoplasm. Gene Ontology annotation, biological process: intracellular iron ion homeostasis; iron ion transport. Gene Ontology annotation, molecular function: ferric iron binding; ferrous iron binding.